CAAACUACGAGAAGCUAUCGUAGCAAAUUUCUUUCUCCCACAGCCAUGUACUCUUCCUCCUCCAUGAAACCCUCCUCCCCUUCACAAGCCAACCAAGACGCCGAUGAUGCCAAAACCUACAAGGAGCUCUACCAGCGCUGCACCGACUUGGUGUCGUCAUGGCCGAGCCGCCAAGGCCUUUCUUACCUCCAGCUCUUCCGCCACGAGAAAGGAUGGUACAACGGCGUCACGCCUCUCGUCGGGACGAUGGUCGCCGACGAGCUCUUCGCCGCGCGCCCCUCGGACAUCGUCGUCCCCACCCUGCCCAAGUCCGGCACGACGUGGAUCAAGGCGCUGCUCUACGCCACGGUGCACCGGAGAGAGCAUCCCGCCGACGCCGCCGGCGACCACCCCUUCAACUCCCUCGGCCCCCACGAAUGCGUCAAAUUCCUCGAGUACCAUCUCUACAGGGCGGACGAGGCCCCCGACCUCGACGCGCUCCCGGACCCGCGGCUGUUCGCGACGCACGCGCCGUUCGACCUCCUGCCGCGAGCCGUCGUCGCCGCCGCGCCGCCGUCGGGCUGCAAGGUCGUCUACGUGUGCCGUGACCCCAAGGACACCCUGGUCUCCCUCCUGCAGUUCGUCAACGAGUACAAGUCCCGGAACGGGAGGGAGCUCGUCGCAGUGGACGCCGCCGUGGGCUUCUUCUGCGACGGCGUGUCGCCGUUCGGGCCGUACUGGGAGCACGUCCUCGGCUACUGGCGCGCGCACCGGGAGCGCCCCGAGCGGGUGCUCUUCCUCAGGUACGAGGAGAUGAAGCGGGACCCGGCGGGGCACGUGCGGAGGCUGGCGGAGUUCGCCGGGGUCCCCUUCACCUCGCCGGAGGAAGACGGCGGCGCGGUGGACGCCAUUGUCAGGCUGUGCUCGUUCGACAACAUGGUCGGCCUGGAGGCGACCAAGGGUGGCCGCACGCAGCUCACAACCACAACCGUGCCGAACAGCGCGUUCUUCCGGCGUGGAGAGGUUGGAGACUGGGCGAACCAUCUGUCUCCGGAGAUGGCGCAACGAAUCGACGCCAUCACCGAGGCUAAGUUUGCAGGUUUUGGCCUAGCGCCCAGCCUGAUCGAGCUCUAGUAAAAAGAAGGGGGUGUAUUUUCAUUAGACGAUGUGAUGGUUAGCGGUUGCCCUUCUAUAUAUGAAUGAAAUUACGGAAGUACCAUCUAUAUCUAUAUCUAUACUAAUAUAUAUCUAUGAAAUUGGAGGAGUUGCCCCCCUCCAAUUCUACAAGCCAAAUUACUGGGAUGAAUCCCUACUGUCCAUCCGCGCGAUUUCAUUCACCACCGCACGAUUUCGUUUCCCACCGCAGGAUGCGAAGACUUCGCUCCUCCACGCGCGCAGACUUCGCUCGCUUCUCCUCCUCCUCCCCAUGUGUACUGAAGCCACAUCCUCGCAGGACCUCUGUCGCCGCUCCGCCGCAUCCUCGCCGGAGACGCCGCCGCCGGAUCCUGCUUCUUCUCCACCGCCGCGGCCGGAGCCGACCUCAGCCCCAUCCGCCGCCGCCGCCGCCUCCUCCUUCUUCCCCACCGCCGCGGCCGGCCUCUUCCCCAUCGGCCGCAGCCGGAGCCGACGUCCUCCCCAUCCGACGCUGCCACAGUCCCUGUCGCCAUCGUCGACGUUGUCUCUGCUGCCACGCUCCGCUGCCCAUCUCCUGUCAUGCUGCUGUACUUGGCCAAUGUGCCUAUACCCUAGGUGCUGAACAACAGGAGGGAAUCUCAACAUCGUUGAGACGUACAGGAAGAAGCUUCACAAUUUCACACAAGGGAUUUAGUUGGUAGCAGCUCUCACACUCCCUUCGAGCAAAUAUUGUUUUCAGGUACUUAUCUCAUUUAACUUAAUAAGUUGCUUGAUUAUUGGGACUUGGGAGCAACUCACACACUCCCUUCGAGCAAAUAUUGUUUUCAGGUACAAUACUGUCGAUGAUUCUAUUCUACAAGAAAUGUGAAUUAUGGACCAUUAUACUACCUUGGUAAAUAUUUUUGUUCCAGUUUGAAGCUGAAAAAGUUAUUUCCGGUUGUUCUGAUUAACGUGGUUCAAAUUGAUUCUUAGAAAAUGAAAAGUCUUCAGUAGGUCCUGUUAUUCUGUAACAUGUAGGUUCUAAUUGAUGCUUAGAAAAUGUGGAUUUGGGAUUUUGUUAUAGCGAGCGGACUGUCAUCAAUAUUAACGAAAACCUGUUGCAUAUUAAAACUGCUUUUAUAUGCUCAUGGUGUGUUCUUCAAGGUUGUACAUCCUUGCGAUGGACGGCCUUUCUAAACUAACUGCGAAUGAAUUAAAAAGUCAGCGAGCCCGAGAGCGGUACACGGCACUCAGCGUUGAGGAGAAGGGUGCGCUGGUUCAAAGGAACCCUGAAAACAGGGAGAGGAAGAAUUCUGCAUCUACAUCGGGCACAGUUUUGAAUCAGAGUUUGCAUGAAGGAAGCCAAACUGUAAAUUGUCAGCCAUCAUUUCAGCCUGUGCCAUCCUCCACACCUAUGUCUUCCUCCACACCUGAAGUGUUCAUCAGUGGAAGGUUUGUUAUCAACACUGUAAAACAGGAAAGCAUCGUUUCUGGCCAACGGAUCACUGGAGCGCCGCGGACGCAAGGCGCUGUUUACUCCCAAUCUGUCCCCCCUAUAAAGCUAGCCCCAAUCCCACUACUUCGAUGUUGCUGCCAUUGUGUCUGAUGUCGGUCCUAUAGACCAUUAUGCAAAUUUUCCAAACAGUGUUAGAAAGGUCGCUUUGAUGGAUUCCAAAGGUGAGAAACUCCCUGUUCAAAGAACCAGUCCUGCAUGACGCCAUUAAGAUUGGUGUGAACUUUAGGAACCAAGAGCUGCUGCAACCGGCAGAACAAAAUAAUGCUCCAGGAGAACCAGAAGUGGUGAUAGUUGAAGAUGAUGAAGUGGUGAUUGAGCCAUUGCCAAAAAAGGAGCGCACUGGCAACAAGGGAUAAACUAUGGAUUUUGGUUUAUGCUAUGUAGUGUUUGCUGUUAUGAAAUAUAAUUAGUGUUAGUGGCCACUUCCAUUUCAAUAAUUUAUUGUGCUAUGUAUCUUCUUCCUUUGAGAUAUCAAUCUAAUGUUCUUCCAUUGUUUUCUCAGACAUUACCUCUGCACAUUGGCUUAUGCAUACCUCUGCACAUUGGCUGAAGAUCAUAUUUAUUUUUGAGCAAA
Molecule: messenger RNA, 3182 nt
Organism: Oryza sativa Japonica Group (Japanese rice)
Lineage: Eukaryota; Viridiplantae; Streptophyta; Magnoliopsida; Poales; Poaceae
Source: RefSeq, a predicted model, not a curated record